Schistocerca gregaria is the source of this 1079-nucleotide messenger RNA. Its product is annotated as hemolymph lipopolysaccharide-binding protein-like. The record is from RefSeq and is a predicted model, not a curated record. The transcript has 5 exons. Bases 52 to 783 code for a protein of 243 amino acids. NCBI's taxonomy places the organism in Eukaryota, Metazoa, Arthropoda, Insecta, Orthoptera, Acrididae.
GUCGUCCCGGUAGAUCAGUAUCCACUCCGACGCUGAUCCUAGCAGCACGAAAUGGGCUCCACAGUAUUCCUGACGCCUGGGAUUACUCUGAUAAUUGCAGUCGCUUCAUUGUCAGUGUCUGCAGGAGAGUUGGCGCAUACUUCCGAAGCAAAGUCUCAGCAUCCGGUGGUGAAUACGACUGUUAAAACGACCGUAACUCCCAGGACAUCAAACUCAGGACACGAUGCUGGUAAAUCGGCGGCUUGCUUGAUAUACGAAAUCGUUGUCACGAAUCACAUCACAAUAAGCCAAUUCAAUCAGGGGUCUGAGGAAGUGACACAUGGGUCUCUGGAAGCGACAACAGAUAAACCAAAUCGUUGCCCCUGUGUCCUUAAAGAAGACUCAGAGAAGAAUCGGUAUGACCGGCCUGAUUACGAAAAAUAUGUCGGAGUUGGUUCUUACAAAUUGCACCAGUCACCGAGGACCUGGUCGGAGGCGAAGACGAUCUGCGAAGAAGAAGGCGCCCAUCUGCUGGAAAUUAACUCAAAGACAGAAGAGGAGGUCAUAAAGAGACUCAUAGCCCGUCAUCGUCGCUUGUUUACUGGAUUGCGCCACAAGAGACAAGAAGACUACUUCGACACAGUUGCUGGUGAACCUGUCAGAUUGACUGAGUAUGGAAAAUGGAUCAAGAAAUCAAAUUCCAGCGCUAGCAGUGACUUAUGUGGCGCCAUAUCGUUCACAGGGGAUAUUGUAAAAGUGUGCUGUAACGACAUUAAUGGGUUUAUCUGUGAGAUGCCAGCGUAAACCCGGCGUCCACACCAACUGACAUAACCGACAUGUCUGCUACUGAUGGGUUCUUGCAUUAAUAAUCUUUGUUGACAAGUUAGUGAAAUAAAUUAUCUGUAAUGUGUUGAAAAUAUUGUUACAAAUAUCUGUAUUACAGCUACUUGUAGAUUUUAAUGUGCCUUCAUUUGAUCCUGUGGAAUCUGAACAGACAUUUUGAGUACCCCAACUGUGUUAUAAUGUUGAGUACAUGCUUCAGCACAAAGGAAGAAGGAAAUGUUACUCAUAGGAGCAUUUAGUGAUAUACAGUAUUUUUC